Rhodotorula toruloides NP11 is the source of this 1338-nucleotide messenger RNA. RefSeq names its product Cell differentiation, Rcd1-like protein. Gene Ontology annotation, cellular component: P-body; CCR4-NOT complex; CCR4-NOT core complex. The coding region runs from base 1 to 1338 and encodes 445 amino acids. Gene Ontology annotation, biological process: mRNA catabolic process; negative regulation of translation. The record is from RefSeq and is a predicted model, not a curated record. Lineage: Eukaryota; Fungi; Basidiomycota; Microbotryomycetes; Sporidiobolales; Sporidiobolaceae. The transcript has 4 exons.
AUGGCUGGCAACGCCUCUGUCCUCCUCUCCGCCCUCAACACCCGGCCGUCGUCGGCCGCACACCACCCAGGCCAGGGAAGUGGAGACCCGGCGCAUGCACAGGGCACCCCGAACGAUGCACUCUCGCCCGGCAUGCAGCACGCGCAGCUCGACCCGUGGUCCAACAACGCCGGCUCGUCGUCGCACCUCCCGCUGUCCAUCUCGCAGUCCAUCAACAACCCCGGCCUGCCCUCGGGCGUCAUCGUCUCGUCCGCCGCCGUCAACGCCAUGAACGGCCUCGGCGGAGACAGGGACCCGCAGGCGGCGAUGAGUCUCGUCGGAGCAGCCUCGGGACACGGCAGGGGAGGGAGCGUCGCAGCGUCCGCGGGCGCACUCUCGCGGUCAGAGACACCAGGGUUGCCGAUCGGUGCAGGCGGAGGGAGUAGCGGCGGCGGAGGAGGCGGCAAGCUUCUCUUGCACGGCACAAGCUCCCUCAUCCAGCCAGGCAGCAUCCCCGGCGGACAGGGCCAGGGCGAGAACGAAAAGGUCUACUACCUGAUCGUCGACCUCAUGAACCCGAACACGCGCGAGGCCGCCCUCCUCGAACUCAGCAAGAAGCGCGAGCAGUGGGACGACCUCGCUCUCGUCCUCUGGCACUCGUUCGGCGUCAUGUCGGCCCUCCUGCAAGAGAUCGUCUCGGUCUACCCUCUCCUCGCCCCUCCGUCCCUCACCGCCCACGCCUCGAACCGAGUCUGCAACGCCCUCGCACUCCUGCAAUGCGUCGCCUCGCACAACGACACCCGCUCGCUCUUCCUCUCGGCCCACAUCCCGCUCUUCCUCUACCCCUUCCUCAACACGACCUCCAAGACUCGGCCCUUCGAGUACCUCCGCCUCACGUCGCUCGGUGUUAUCGGCGCGCUCGUCAAGCAGAACGAUAACAGCGACGUGAUCAACUUCCUCCUCUCGACCGAGAUCAUCCCCCUCUGCUUGCGCAUCAUGGAGACCGGGUCCGAGUUGUCCAAGACGGUCGCCAUCUUUAUCGUCCAGAAGAUCCUGCUGGACGAGGUGGGCCUCUCGUACAUCUGCCAGACCUACGAGCGAUUCUAUGCCGUUGGCACCGUCCUCUCCAACAUGGUCCAGCAGCUCGUCGAGACGCAAGCAGUCCGGCUUCUCAAGCACGUCGUCCGAUGCUACCUCCGCCUGUCCGACAACCUGCGCGCCCGCGAAGCCCUCCGAGCAUGCCUGCCCGAACCGCUGCGAGACGCGACCUUCUCCCCCUUGCUCAAGGGCGACAUGGUCACGAAGCGGUGCCUCGCGACCCUCCUCCUCAACCUCUCGGACCGAGUCGAGAACUCCUAG